This is a messenger RNA of Fraxinus pennsylvanica, 1362 nucleotides long. Lineage: Eukaryota; Viridiplantae; Streptophyta; Magnoliopsida; Lamiales; Oleaceae. The record is from the annotation of a GenBank genome assembly.
AUGGUUGAAACUAGUGAGGGGGUUGCCAAUAAAACUGCGAAUUCAAAUGGAUUGGUUCAAAGCGGAAAUGGUCCUUUAGAGGAGAAGAUUGAUGAGAUUCGACGAUUAUUUGGAAAAGCAGAAGGCGAUCCAUUGAGGAUUGUUGGUGUAGGAGCAGGGGCAUGGGGACUAGUGUUUCCAGCAAUGCUGCAAGAUGCAUAUGAGAUUUUUCGCCAUGAGAUUUCGAAAGACGGGUUCUGCUUGAACAUGAUUGAAACUCCACUCUGCCCCUUAAAAGUUGUCAAUAAAUUGCAAGAGGCAGUGUGGGAUGCUGAUAUUACUAUCUUUGAACAAUGCUUCAUUCUAGGGCGUAAAAGAAAGCUUGUUAUAGCAUUUGAAUUUGGAUUGCCAUCAAUGGAAACUAGUCAAGUGUUCAAAGAGAUUAGUAGGAAUUGGAAGGAAAGGAUUACUGUUCUGGUCAUCAUUUCUUUAGCGAAAGGAAUAGAAGCUGAAUUAGAGCCCGAACCAUGUAUAAUUACCCCAACUCAGAUGAUCAAUCGAGCAAGGCGUAAAAGAAAGCUUGUUAUAGCAUUUGAAUUUGGAUUGCCAUCAAUGGAAACUAGUCAAGUGUUCGAAGAGAUUAGUAGGAAUUGGAAGGAAAGGACUACUGUUCUGGUCAUCAUUUUUUUAGCGAAAGGAAUAGAAGCUGAAUUAGAGCCCCGAACCACGUAUAAUUACUCCAACUCAGAUGAUCAAUCGAGCAACAAAAGCGUAGAAGGCACGGGAUUAGAGGAAUUCUUCAGAGGAAAAGAAUCAGAGGAAGCAAAAGAAAGUUCAUUGACGAUGGCACUCGUUGAUUACGCAUCUUCUUCAGAUGAUGACGAACCUCGAAUCAAUGAAGAUAAACAACUAGUUAAAGAAAUACAAGGCCCCGAAGAGAAACGAUGCCGUUUUCAGUACCCUUCAUCCGUUCCACAGAACAACGAUUCAACCCACUCCCGCAAGAGCUCAGAGUCGUCAUUGCCUAAACGAACAGAGAAAUUUUCUAGUCAGCCAGAGUCUUCUGGCCUGAAACUCCCCGACGCCUCUAUCCUCUUGGAUUCACCUGCUCUGCCAUCUCAUCUUAUGGCUGCCUCAGAACACUCUUCUCGAGUUGCAGCUGCAAUGGCUGAAGGCGUAUCAAGGAAGAGAGACUUAAAUGGUUCUCCGGCCAGUCAUCUUCGUAGUAAAGUUCCAAAGGGGACCUUGCCUCAUUCCAGGAAUGUUCCAGAUACAGUAGGUGGCAAUUUACUCCCACCUCAACUUACUGGAAGGAGCAAUGUUGUUACGGAGGACAUAAGCAAGCUCUUUGUAAGAAGGCAUGCCGAUACUUCAUCACACUAG